CAUGUGGAAGCCAUUAUUCAACCUUCAGCGUCUCGAGCUGGAAAGUUGCCCAUAGUGCGGAGAGAGAAUCCCGGGCCAGAGGAUCCCCAGAGUUCCUCUCCAUGGCCAGGUCUUGCGGCCUUUCAUUGGCAUAACCAAUUUCCAGAAAGGAUCUCCGAGUUACCAGGGGAAGAGAUGGAGAGGAGAUCGAGAACUUUCUCCGGCCCGAGGCAGCAAUUCCGCCCCUCCCCCUCCCCCAUCUCCUCCCUAGCGCCCGCGGCCGCGAAGUCUCCAGCAUCAGCCUCCAUCUUCUCUUCGGGUUAGAAUAUUCCGGAGUCCCCGCCCCUCUUGGUUACUGGGGUAACCGCUGAGGGAAGGGGGAGAAGCAGAGAAGAGGUGGAGCAGGGGGCGGGACUUCCUGAGGGUGACGCGCCCACUCGGCUACAAAACUCGCCGGAUGCGACGCCGCGAGCGGAACUUUCCAGAAAACUCGGCGAGAAGCGGAGGGUAGCAGCUGCCGCUGCCUGAGCUCCGCGCCCAAGACCUCGCCCCCCUCCCCCCAUCUUCUCUUUCUUCCACUCGCUCCCCCAACAUCCCAACCGGCUCCUGGGCGGUCCCCUUUCACCCCACCCCGAACGUGGGCAUUUCGACACCCGGCGUACUGCGAGCGUUGCUCCCCGGCUAUAGAAAAUGGUGAAGGAAACAACUUAUUAUGAUGUUUUGGGAGUAAAACCCAAUGCCUCCCAGGAAGAACUAAAAAAGGCAUAUAGAAAACUAGCCUUGAAAUAUCACCCAGACAAGAAUCCAAAUGAAGGCGAAAAGUUCAAACAGAUUUCUCAAGCUUAUGAAGUGCUUUCUGAUGCAAAGAAGAGAGACUUAUAUGACAAAGGUGGAGAACAAGCCAUAAAAGAGGGUGGUUCUGGUGGUGGCUUUGGUUCUCCAAUGGAUAUCUUUGAUAUGUUUUUUGGAGGAGGUGGAAGAAUGCAAAGGGAACGUAGAGGUAAAAAUGUUGUUCAUCAGUUGUCGGUGACCUUAGAAGAUCUAUAUAAUGGUGCAACAAGAAAACUGGCUUUGCAAAAGAAUGUAAUUUGUGAUAAAUGUGAAGGACGGGGUGGUAAGAAAGGAGCUGUAGAAUGCUGUCCCAAUUGUAGAGGUACUGGAAUGCAAAUAAGAAUUCAUCAGAUAGGACCUGGAAUGGUUCAGCAAAUUCAAUCAGUUUGCAUGGAAUGCCAAGGGCAUGGGGAACGAAUCAGCCCUAAAGAUAGAUGUAAAAGCUGUAAUGGAAGGAAAAUUGUUCGAGAGAAAAAAAUUCUGGAGGUUCAUAUUGACAAGGGCAUGAAAGAUGGUCAGAAGAUAACAUUCCAUGGUGAAGGUGACCAGGAGCCAGGACUUGAGCCAGGAGAUAUUAUCAUUGUUUUGGAUCAGAAGGACAAUCCUAUAUUUACACGUCGGGGUGAGGACCUUUUCAUGUGUAUGGAUAUCCAGUUGGUUGAAGCAUUGUGUGGUUUUCAGAAACCAAUAUCAACUCUUGAUAGUAGAACUAUAGUCAUUACUUCUCAUCCUGGUCAGAUUGUCAAACAUGGAGAUAUCAAAUGUGUACUGAAUGAAGGCAUGCCUAUUUAUCGCCGACCUUAUGAGAAAGGAAUUCUCAUAAUUGAAUUUAAGGUAAACUUCCCAGAGAAUGGCUUUCUUUCAUCAGAUAAGCUAUCUUUAUUGGAAAAGUUACUGCCUGAAAGAAAGGAAGUGGAGGAGACUGAAGAAAUGGAUCAGGUAGAACUGGUGGACUUUGACCCAUCUCAAGAAAGAAGGCGCCAUUACAAUGGGGAAGCUUAUGAGGAUGAUGAGCAUCAUCCCAGAGGUGGUGUUCAGUGUCAAACCUCUUAAUGGGGGGCCAGUGAAUACUCUUCAUUGUAAUGCUGGCUUUUGUAUGCAAUAGUGAAUGAGUGAAGGACUACAAUCAUCUUACACACUCACUACUAGCUAUUGUUUUUGUUGUAAUAUUCAACUAUAGUUGUGUUUUGAAAAGUUAAUAAAAUCAGUAAUAUAAAAUGCUGACUUUGCAAUUUAUGAUGUUUAGUGUGCAAGAUAGUUUAACAUCGUUAAUUAUUUCCUUAUGGUAAAGAAACCUCAGAGCAUUUUUUUCAUGACUUGUACUUUUUUGUUUCAAUGUGUAUAUGCAGUGGCUUAGACUGAGGUUUGAUUCUUGAUUGACUAAAUGUACACACGCAUUUAUAAUUGUUAAGCUCUGAAAUUAAAAUUUUGUACUGAAUUCACCAUCAGAAAACUUUAAUAUGUUGAUGUUUUGUUCUGUAUGGUUGCUUGUCAUAUUGGGAUUUGUUGUGCUGCUUCUGCUUUUGCUGUAUUGCCUAGGUAUUGUCUGUAUUUAACAAAUAGUUCUGAGUACAUGUGGUAUACCAAGGGUCAGUUUAAACCCUAUUCUUUAGGAAAGUAUUUAAUUUGCAGUUUACUUAUAAAACCCCAAAUCUCUCCAGAUUUAGGGUUUGAGAAUAAUUUUCUUUCUGUUUUUGCCAUUAUGCUGUUAUUUUUUUUUAAAUGCUAAUCAAAACCAGCCCUACCUCUGACUCUCUAUUCACUGUAACAGGAAUCCUGAUAUUACUGUUGGGUGUUGCUUGGGGAACUAAACUGGGGAAGAAAGGGGUUACUCUUAAAUGUUGGUUGGAGAUGGGACUCUAUGUACAGUGAAUACAGGGUGAUAGCCAUCUAUUUAAUUUUGCUCUACUACGUUAACUAGUUUAAUGUUUUACCAGAUUACAAACAAAGGGUCCUUCCUGUAUAGUAAAUAUAGGAUGAGAGCCACUAAUUUUAAGUUUUAUUUUGUUAUACUUAGGCUAACUAGUUUAAUGUUUGUAGCUUGACCGUAUAAGCUGUAAAUGUUGGUUUGAAGGAUUUCUAUUGCCAUCAGCAAGAUCAUAUGAACAAUCUGUAAAUAGUAAAAACUAAGUUAUGUGGGCAUCUUUACAACAUACUGUAAUUGCAUAACAUUCUCAAUUAGCGGAUCUUUCAGGAGAAACCUGGUUGGCAAAUAAAAGUUUAUUUAGGAUGAUAUGUAGAUACUUAAUAUUGGGCCUGUACAAGUAAGAAAACUCCAAAAGUACACAGAACUUUACAUUCAACUGCUUAUUAAGAAUGAAGAGUUAAACUACAAUAAAUAUAAACAAUAACUUAAGCAAGAGAAA
Molecule: messenger RNA, 3176 nt
Organism: Monodelphis domestica (gray short-tailed opossum)
Lineage: Eukaryota; Metazoa; Chordata; Mammalia; Didelphimorphia; Didelphidae
Product: dnaJ homolog subfamily A member 1
Biological process (GO): protein folding; response to heat
Molecular function (GO): Hsp70 protein binding; ATP binding
Source: RefSeq, a predicted model, not a curated record